AUGGACAUCGAGGAGCUGAAGACCAACCUGCAGGAGUACAAGGACGAAUGGCGGUCCGCCGGUCACCCGGGCGACGGCGGGGACAUCAACGUGCGCGUUCCGAUGUACAUCGCGCCCAGCGAAUCGGAGGCUAUUGAGGAACCCAAGGACAGCAUCGAAGCGUUCUUCAGCCGUCAGCGGGAGCUUUUCGAGUACUCUCUGGGACGGCAGGGGGUUGAAGUCAGCGAAAAACGGCAGGCGCGUUACGAGAAGCUGGCCAACUCGACCUACGAGGACCUGUUGGAGACCAGGGUAAUUUUCGGCAGUCCCGAGCAGGUCAUCGACCGGUUGCACGAGUUCCAGGACAUGUUGGGCAUCACCGGCAUUACCGCCGAGCUGAACCCGGGCGGUUUCCUUCCCAAGCAGGCGGUGCAACGCAGCCUGGCGCUGCUGACCCAGGAGGUCAUGCCGGAGUUCAAAUAA
Messenger RNA from Geodia barretti, 462 nucleotides. NCBI's taxonomy places the organism in Eukaryota, Metazoa, Porifera, Demospongiae, Tetractinellida, Geodiidae. The record is from the annotation of a GenBank genome assembly.